CGGAGACAGUCCUCCUCUCGUUUGUUUUCUUAUGCACGUGUUUGCAGCCAUGAGCUGAUUUUUAGCUCUAAAUUAUUUAAUUGUAAAUUUAACAGAUUUAGUUGCGGAAAGUAAUUAGUCUGAGAACAUGGACCUCGCAGCGAAAGACUCGUACAUUCAGAAAUAUGCAAGUAAACUAUUUUCUCAGCGAGAGAAGGAGCCGAAGAAGAGACCGUUUGUUCAUUUCAAGAGUAAGAGUGACACCGAUCCUUCAAAGAAGAAGAAGAAGAAAUUAAAGAAUAAUUCUACAGAUGCAUUAGCCAAGAAUCCUCCCAAACACCAACAAAAGUCUUCUCCAGGAGCUCAGAAAAGCCUUGCAGCAGCAAAAUCACAAACUCAGAGCACCACUGUCACUACAACACAACCAUCUAAAGAUUCAUCGUUCUCCACAGUGAACGUGUUACGGAAAAGGUUGCAUGAAAAGAUUGAGGAGUCCAGAGGGCAGGUCACCCCGAGUGAUUCGUUGUCAGAGGCAAUCAAAGCAAAGAGAGCAAGGCGCAAGCUGGAGCGGGAGCGAAAGAAGAGGAAGAGGAAGGAGUUUUUGAUGAAGAAACACACCGAACAAAAUGACCCGGCACCACCAGCAGAGAUUAAAAAGGAAGAACAGACCCCUGCUGUCUCAAGUAAAAGAAACAAGACUGCCAUUCUCUUUAACAACAUCGAGACAGUGCAAGAGGGAUAUGAAACCAAAAUGCAGAAAAAGUUUAGGAAGAAAAAUAGCGUUAAAGGUAAUAUGACGCCACUCACAGGAAGGAACUACAAGCAGCUGCUCAGCCGCGUGGAGGAACGCAAAGAAAAGCUGGAGAAGCUGAGAGAGAAGGAUGAGCAGAAGGCCUGUGAGAUGGAAAAGAAGAUCAAAUGGACCAACCUGCUCUACAAGGCCGAGGGCGUAAAAAUCAAAGAUAACGAGGACAUGCUGCGGGCCUCGCUAAAGAAGAAGGAGAAGAGGCACGCACAGAGGAAGAAGCAGUGGGAGCAGCGAAGCGAACACGUCGUAGAAAAGAUGCAGCAAAGGCAGGACAAGAGGAAGAAGAACAUCCAGAAGCGUAAGCAAGUCAGAACAGAGAAGAAGAAAGACAGGGCGAGGAAGAAAGGCAGGGUGUUGCCCGAGGAUCUGAAAAAAGUUGCUGUAUGAGUUUGAAAGUUUCUGAUGAUUCAAGUAUUGUCCACCAGAUAUAAUUAAUUCUGUCGUAAUGAAUAAAAUGAUAUUUUUGGUCCUAAA
Messenger RNA from Nothobranchius furzeri (turquoise killifish), 1261 nucleotides. RefSeq names its product surfeit 6 (gene surf6). Gene Ontology annotation, biological process: ribosomal small subunit biogenesis; ribosomal large subunit biogenesis. The record is from RefSeq and is a predicted model, not a curated record. Gene Ontology annotation, molecular function: RNA binding; DNA binding. Lineage: Eukaryota; Metazoa; Chordata; Actinopteri; Cyprinodontiformes; Nothobranchiidae. Gene Ontology annotation, cellular component: nucleolus.